GCCAUUAAGCUUUCAGCCAUAAACGAAAAAAAACUUUUUACCUGGUUUUUUAACUAAAUAAUAAUUUCUGAUAAUAGUUUCAGUCAUUCAGAUAAAUGAGUCACAUUAAAUGGUUCUAAAUGCCUUAUUCUACUACUUCGUUAAAUAGAAGCAUGAUUUAUAUAGUGUGAAGAAGUUAUGUUUUUUUCAGUUUUUAAAUCUUUGAUUAAACUUUAAAACAAAUAAAUUAUGUUUAGCAAAUACAAAAAAUAUUCACAGCUUUUUAAAGAAAAUGCAGAUUUUAAGACAAAUUAAUAAAAAAUUUCAGAGGUCAAUCGUCAAACAUUUUAAGAUCAGCACAAUGGAAAGAUUAGAUAUUCCUGAUGAUUCUUGGUCUAAGAAGGCAAAAGAAAGCAAUGCGUUAUUAGAAAAUUUUGCACAAUUAAAUAAUUGGGAGAAACAUGAUUUGGUGAAACAAACAGGAGAUAUAAGAACUUAUGGUCGUUGUGGUAAUGAAAAAAUAUUUUAUGGCGCCUUAUUUUAUUCAAUUCAUGAACAGAGAGCCAAAGGGUCUAUAACUUAUGGACCAUGGUCAAGCAACGGUACCAAUUAUGUACAUGGAGGUGCCAUUGCUACCCAUCAUGAUUCAAUUGCUGGUACUUUGGUUACUAAAUUAUUUGGUCCUUGCGUUACAGCUUAUCUAAAUAUUAAUUAUAAAAGUCCUAUGUCAGUUGGAUCAACUUUUUUGUAUGAGUGCGAUGUUAAAAAAGUGGAAGGACGUAAAAUAUUUGUUGAAAAUAAGAUAUUUAGUUUUGAACAUGAGCAAGUUGUAGGCGAUGCUAGUGCUUUAUUUGUAAUGCUUAAAAAGGAUUUGCUGUAGUGACAAAUAUAAUAUUGGAAACUCCACAAAGAUUUAAAAUAAAAUUAAACAUUUAUGGUUUUCCUGAUUUUUUAUACAUUUUUUUUUUAGUUAGGUUUUAAAAUUAGAAUUGUAAAUAUAGUUUGAUAAAUAUACUGUGAUGUUAUUUGUUUAAGUGUUAAAAAUAUUUCAGAGGACUGAUCUCAUUUAA
Messenger RNA from Hydra vulgaris (swiftwater hydra), 1049 nucleotides. RefSeq names its product acyl-coenzyme A thioesterase THEM4. NCBI's taxonomy places the organism in Eukaryota, Metazoa, Cnidaria, Hydrozoa, Anthoathecata, Hydridae. The record is from RefSeq and is a predicted model, not a curated record.